AUGUGUGGAAUAUUUGCAUACCUUAAUUAUCAAGUCCCAGUUAGUCGUCAAGUCAUUGUAAACACUUUACUCAAUGGUUUACAUCGACUUGAAUAUCGUGGUUACGAUUCAGCAGGUCUAGCAAUAGAUGCUGUUUGCCCAGAAAAAAAUGGUUUAUGCACUGAUGACAGCCAUAAUACGUUUAUACGAGUUGUACGUUGUAAAGGCAAAGUGGCUUCAUUAGGACAAGCAGUUAAACAGUUUUUAACUGAUGCUGAUCUUCCAAAUGAACCAAUCACAACUCAUGUCGGUAUAGCGCAUACUCGUUGGGCAACUCAUGGUGAACCUAAUGAAGUGAAUGCACAUCCUCAAAGGUCUGGUCCUGAUAAUGGAUUUGUUGUGGUCCACAACGGGAUUAUUACGAAUUAUGUUGAUCUCAAAGCUUUGCUGAAACGACGUGGUUUUACUUUUGAAUCGGAUACUGAUACAGAAGUGAUACCGAAAUUUAUGCAAAUGAUUUAUGAUUCACAUAAGGAAAAUCCAAUUACAUUUUUGGAAGUUGUAGAGCUAGUGGCACAUCAGUUGGAGGGAUCCUUUGCAUUGGCGUGUAAGAGUAGUUAUUAUCCUGGAGAAUGUGUAGUGGCAAGACGUGGUUCACCUAUGCUAGUGGGUAUCAAAAGUCCAAAUGAACUGACCAUGAACCAUAUCCCUGUAUUUUACAGACCAAAUGUAAAACUUUGGGAGGGAAAAGAAGAUUCACACAACCUUAAACGUCUUUGCAGUUCAUCUCCAAACACAACUUACAGUAUUCGACCUCAAGUCAAUGAUGAAGAACAUACAGAGACACCAGAUCAAGUGACACAUUUUUUAAGUGGUGCAGAUGGUCAUCGAGAAAUUGAGUUUUUCUUUGCAAGUUGUGCAAGUGCACUGAUUGAGCAUACAGAUAAAGUUAUCUUUUUAGAAGAUGACGACGUUGCUGCUGUCCGUAAUGGUCAACUGACAAUUCAUCGUUUAUCAAGAAGUGCUUCUGCUACACGUGAAGUUGUCACCCUACAAAUGGAAUUACAACAAAUUAUGAAGGGUAAUUAUGACUAUUUCAUGCAAAAAGAAAUAUUUGAACAACCGGACUCAGUUUUGAAUACAAUGAGAGGUCGAGUGAAAUUUGAUAUGAAUACAGUGAAAUUGGGCGGUUUAGCUGAACACUUAAGUUCAAUUCGCCGGUGUCAUCGACUAAUAUUCAUUGGUUGUGGAACUAGUUAUCAUAGUGCUGUUGCAACACGUGCACUUAUUGAAGAAAUGUCUGAACUACCGGUUAUGGUUGAAUUAGCCAGUGAUUUACUUGAUCGUAAAACGCCAAUAUUUCGUGAUGAUGUCUGUGUAUUUAUUAGUCAAUCUGGUGAGACAGCAGACACUUUAUUAGCUAUGCGUUAUUGUAUUAAUCGGGGUGCAUUAGCUGUUGGCAUAACAAAUACUGUCGGUUCAUCGAUUUCCCGUGAAUCACAUUGUGGAGUGCAUAUCAAUGCUGGUCCAGAGAUUGGUGUGGCUAGUACAAAGGCCUAUACAAGUCAACUGAUCGCUCUGGUUAUGUUCGCCUUAGUAUUAUCUGAAGAUCGUAUAUCACUCCAACCAAGGCGUAUUGGAAUUAUUGAAGCAUUGUCAAAGCUAUCCGAUCAAAUUCGAUCCAUCUUAAAAUUAGAUUCAUCAUUAAAAGAAUUGGCUGAGAAAAUAUAUAUGAAGAAAAGUAUCUUGGUUAUGGGUCGUGGAUACAACUAUGCAACAUGUCUUGAAGGUGCUUUGAAAUUGAAAGAGUUAACCUAUAUGCAUGCUGAAGGUAUUAUGACCGGUGAAUUAAAGCAUGGUCCUCUGGCGAUGAUUGAUAGUGACACGACAAUAAUUAUGAUUAUAACACGUGAUCGAUUAUUUAAAAAAACGACGAAUGCGUUAUCGGAAAUUAGAGCACGCAAGGGUCAUCCAAUUGUCAUUUGUAGUGAAGGUGAUUCUCAGGUUAUGGCUGAAGCAUCAUAUGCUAUUCAAAUACCUGAAACAGUCGAUUGUUUACAAAGUGUACUAGCAGUCAUUCCAUUGCAGUUGAUCUCAUUCCAUAUAGCUGUACAACGUGGAUUGGAUGUUGAUUGUCCGAGGAAUUUAGCCAAGUCAGUAACAGUUGAAUAA
Molecule: messenger RNA, 2151 nt
Organism: Trichobilharzia regenti
Lineage: Eukaryota; Metazoa; Platyhelminthes; Trematoda; Strigeidida; Schistosomatidae
Source: the annotation of a GenBank genome assembly